Messenger RNA from Menidia menidia (Atlantic silverside), 1530 nucleotides. Lineage: Eukaryota; Metazoa; Chordata; Actinopteri; Atheriniformes; Atherinopsidae. The record is from the annotation of a GenBank genome assembly.
CUGUGUCCAGGCCCCCCCCCCCCCCCGGCGGGGCCGGCGGGCGCCAUGGCGUCCCGGCUGCUGGACCGGCUGAAGCGCUCGCUGUUUAAGGAGGGUCAGGGGGCGGAGCCCCAGCAGGAGCAGCCGGACCUGGACCGCUGGGAGGCGGAGCUGGAGGAGGAGGAGGAGAGCGUGGCCGAGCGGCUGGGGGGGACGCUGUGCUUCGACGGCGGGCUGGACGAUGGCGCCGAGGGGGGGGACAGCGACUCCGACACCCCCGGGGAGCCCAUGGAGGAGGGCCUGAGCAGCACAGAUUCCAGUCCAGUGGGCCCCCCCCCCUCCUCCCUGCUGGCCCGCCAGCUGCAGGACAGCUGGAGGAGCCUGCGUGGCGCCGGGGGCAGUGGCGGCCUGGUCCCCGCUGGGAGGCGGCCGCCGGACAGCCUGAUGUUCGAAGUGACGGACGCCACCGUGGUGAUGGACGGCUCCUCAAAAUAUGUGGUGAGCAGCAUCAUUCUGGACAUCUAUCCUGGUCCCCUGGUCCCCUGGUCCUCGUUCCUGAUCAGUCCUGGUCCUCUGGUCCUGGUUCUCAUUCCUGUCCUGGUCAUCUGUCCUGGUCCUCUGUCCUGGUCCUCUAUCCUGGUCUGUCCUGGUCCUUUUGUCUGGUCCUCUGGUCCCGGUCUUCUGUCCUGGUCGUCUCUCCUGGUCCUCAGUCCUGGUUCUCUGAUCCCGGUCAUCUGGCCCUCUGUCCUGGUCCUCUGGUCUGUCCUGCUCUACACCAUCCAUGUGAUCCAGUCUGGCGGCAGCGAUAAAACCCCGGCCGUCAUCAGCCGCCGCUACUCCGACUUCCAGAAGCUUCACGCCGCCCUGCGCCGUCACCACGGCGACCAGAUGGAGCGUGUCAGCUUCCCACGGAAGAAGCUGAGGAGGAACUUCACCUCCGAGACCAUCGGCAGGCGUAGCCGCGCCUUCGAGCAGUACCUGUCCCACCUGUGCUCCCUGCUCAGCCUGCGGGGGGCGCCCUGCCUCAGGGACUUCUUCUACCUGAGAGACCUGCAGGCCGGACAGCAGCUCAUCAGGGCCGGCCGGUUCCAGGAGGCUUUGGCGCCGCUGCUGAACGCCAAGAGGCUGCAGCACAGACUGGGCGGCGCCGGUUGCCCCGGCAGCCGGGCCGGCCCCGCCCCCCCGGCCUCCUCCCAUUGGCUGUUCACCCUGGCGGGGCUGAGCUGCUGCUUCCGGGAGGCCAACCAGCUGGAGGAGGCCCGGGACCACUGCGACCAGGCCCUGCGCCUGCUGGCGCCCGCCGAGGCCCCGCCUCCUCAGACAGGCCCCGCCCCCACGGACAGGCCCCGCCCCCACCCGCUGCUGCUGCCCCUGCUGCAGGCCGUGGUGCGGCUGUGCUGGCAGACGGGCCGGGCUAAGCGGCAGUGGGAGGAGCUCCUGCAGCAGCUGGUGGAGCAGCAGGGGGGGCUGGACCCCCGCCCCCCCUCCCUCACCGAGGCCCUGCUCAGCCACGACCUGCUGGAGGCCCACGGCGAGGCGGCGAGCGCCUGA